Molecule: messenger RNA, 7798 nt
Organism: Cottoperca gobio
Lineage: Eukaryota; Metazoa; Chordata; Actinopteri; Perciformes; Bovichtidae
Gene: clasp1a
Product: cytoplasmic linker associated protein 1a
Exons: 44
Coding region: 754-5592 (1612 amino acids)
Biological process (GO): establishment of mitotic spindle localization; mitotic spindle assembly
Cellular component (GO): cytoplasmic microtubule; microtubule organizing center; spindle microtubule
Molecular function (GO): kinetochore binding; microtubule binding
Source: RefSeq, a predicted model, not a curated record
UUUUCCAAGUGCCAACAUCAUCCCUGGAUCGACUGCGCCUGCGCACGACGAUCCCAUUCGUGUCCUGCAGGCAGCAUUCCGGGUGGAGAGAGUGAGUGAGAGAAAGAGAAAGACAGAAGAGAUUUGAGGCCGUAUACUGUAUAUUUACACCAAGAAAUACGAACUGUAUGUCCAAACCAGCCGCGGCGUCUAAGCAGGAUAUGGGCUCUCCAGGGCAGAUCCCGGGACAAGACAUGGAGCUCUAAGCUAGUCCUCUUCAUACAUCUCCUUUUGCUGCCUUGCACACUGCUCGCCGAAGCCACCUCUUUUACCUCUGCAAUACCGGUUUGGCUCAGACUCCUCGCAGAGAAGAAGAGGGGGGAAAAAAACAAGUGGGAGGGAGUAGUUAACUUUCCCCAGCUGUUGUCCAGACACACACAUGCUGCAUUGCUGCCAUUCCCCAAGCCCUGCUCCAUCCAUCCCUAGGGCACGGCCACUAGCUCGCUAGCUAGCUAGCACUUGGCAUAAAUACGAGGCCUGUCCUCUGGGAUAAAAAUACAAGUAGACUUUGUACACUUGCCACUUUCUUUUUUCUAUCUUUUCUGGGUCUCCCAGCCGAACACUUGGUAACUGGGGCUCCUUUUGUUAAGCUGUCAUUCCCACUGCUUUGAGCAGUGGACGAUUGCUAGUAGCCAGCCAGCCAGUCAGUCAGUCAUUUAUUUAGCCAGGCAGGCAAACUGAGGAAGCCAGAGGGAUUGGUUAUCAGAGGCCAGGAUGAUGGAGCCCAGCAUGGAAAACUGCCUGACCCAGGUCCUGCAGAAGGACAUGGGCCGUCGGCUGCAGGUGGGGCAGGAGAUCAUUGAUUACAUUCUGGAUAAGGAGAAGUCCCACGACCUGGAGCAGGAUCAGACAGUACUGGACAAGAUGGUGGACGGCAUCGCAAGCUCCUGGGUCAACUCCAGCAACUUCAAGGUGGCUCUGCUCGGCUUGGACCUCUUAUCUGCCUUAGUGACAAGGUUACAGGAGCGAUUUAGGGCCCACGUGGCAACAGUUCUGCCCAGCCUUAUUGAUCGAUUGGGAGAUUCUAAAGACCAAGUGCGAGACCAAGACCAAACAGUGCUGCUAAAGAUCAUGGAACAAGCUGCCAGCCCGCAGUAUGUGUGGGACAGAAUGCUGGGAGGCUUCAAACACAAGAACAACAGGACCAGAGAAGGAGUGUGCCUUUGCCUCAUCGCCACACUGAGCAUAUACGGAGCUCAAGGCCUGACCCUCAGUAAAAUAGUUCCCCACAUAUGUAACCUGUUGGGGGACCCCACAAGUCAGGUACGUGACGGAGCUAUGAGCUGCUUGGUGGAGAUCUACAGACAUGUGGGUGAGAGGGUGAGGAUGGAUCUCAGCAAAAAGGGGCUGCCACAGUCACGGUUGAAUGUAAUCUUCAGCAAAUUUGAUGAAGUCCAAAGAUCCGGGACCAUGAUCCCAUCCUGUGGCUCAGAUAAGAACUUUGAGGAUGAAGACUCUGUGGAUGGAGGCCGGUCCUCCUCCUCGUCAUCUUCCAAAGCGCCCCCCAGUGGCAAGAGGACGGUAAUAAGCUCCGUUAGAAGACCCAGCUCAGCCACCACAACUAAGCCCACAGUCAAAGAGGCAGCUGCUGGUGCUGUUGAUGAAGAGGACUUCAUCAAAGCCUUUGAAGACGUGCCCUCAGUCCAGUUCUACUCCAACAGAGAGCUAGAGGACCAUCUGGCCAAGAUCAGAGAAGUUCUGUCUGAUGACAAACAUGACUGGGAGCACCGAGUGGUAGCGCUGAAGAAGGUCCGUUCUCUCCUGAUGGCCGGGGCGACUGAGUACGAGGGUUUCCCCCAACAGCUGCGUCUCCUGGAGGCUCCCCUCAAGCUGUCAGCUAAAGACCUGCGCUCACAGGUGGUGCGCGAGGCCUGCAUCACACUGGGACAUUUGUCCUUAUUACUGGGUAACAAGUUUGACCACGGAGCGGAGAGCAUCAUGCCCACACUGCUGAACCUUGUGCCCAACAGUGCCAAAAUCAUGGCCACGUCCGGAGUGGCCACCAUCCGCCUCAUCCUCAGGCGCACACACUACCCACGUCUCAUCCCCAUCAUCACCAGUAACUGCACCUGCAAAUCAGUCGCAGUCAGACGACGCUGUUAUGAGUUCCUAGACCUCAUGUUACAGGAGUGGCACACUAAUACUCUUGAAAGACAUGUGGCUGUUCUGACUGAGACCAUCAAGAAAGGCAUACACGAUGCUGACUCUGAGGCCAGAUCCAUUGCAAGAAAGUGCUAUUGGGGUUUCCAUGGUCACUACAGCCGGGAGGCAGAGCACCUAUUCCAGGCGCUGGAGUCCACCUAUCAGAAGGCUCUCCAGUCUCACCUGAAGAGCUCUGACAGCAUCGUGUCUCUACCCCAGUCUGACCGCUCGUCCUCGUCCUCCCAGGAGAGUCUGAACCGGCCAUUGUCUGUGAAGAGCGUCAUUGGAGGGAGCAUAACAAGGAGUAAGCUGGUGGGCUCCAGGGUGUCUACUUCUUCGGGUUCUCUCCAGCGUUCCCGCAGUGACAUCGAUGUGAAUGCCGCCUCCAACGCCAAGUCACGUCUGUCCACCGUCCCUGCCUCCUCGCCGUUCGGCUCUGCGGCUGCCCUUCCUCCAGGGUCCUACGCCUCAUUAGAUGGCAAUCCUGGUAAAAGCGAUGGUCGUGUUCGUACCAGGAGACAAAGCUCGGGCAGUGCGGGCGGAGCCAGUUCCUCAGUGGUGGACAGUAGGGGACGCAGCCGAGCCAAAAUUGUCUCCCAGUCCCAGCGAUCCAGAUCAGCCAAUCCCAUCAAUGCGGGCAGUCGCUCCAGCUCCCCAGGCAAACUGCUCGGCCACAGCAGCUACGGCCGGAUCCCUCGAGCCACGGUGUCGGCCUCCAACACGCCAGCAGACAAGCGCACCAGGAUCCCUCGCAGCCAGGGCUGCAGCCGCGACACCAGCCCGAGCCGACUGGGACUCGCCAGCCUGUGUGGUAAAGCUCUUCUUCCUGCUGCUCUUCCCUACCGCACGCUAGCCCGGAGCCGCAUUCCCCGUCCCAGCAUGAGUCAGGGUUGCAGUCGCGACACCAGUCGCGAGAGCAGCCGCGACACCAGCCCUGCUCGGGGCUUCACUCCUCUGGCCUCCCGACGUCACUCCCGUUCAACCAGCGCUCUGUCCACAGCCGACCCCCACAGCCAGUCAGACCGAUAUGGUUUGAUUCACCAAGCGAGGAUCUCUGCAUCUGUCAACGCCAUGAGGGUCCUUAACACCGGCACAGAGGUGGAGGCUGCAGUUGCUGAUGCUCUGCUAUUAGGAGACUCCAGGAAUAAGAGGAAGCCGAUGAGGCGGAGGUACGAAUCACCGGGGAUGUACUCUGAUGACGAUGCCAACAGUGAUGCGUCCAGUGCCUGCUCAGAGCGCUCGUAUGGCUCGAGGAACGGAGGCAUCCCCCAUUACCUGCGGCAGACGGAGGAUGUGGCCGAGGUCCUGAACCACUGCGCCAGCUCCAACUGGUCAGAGAGGAAGGAGGGCCUGCUGGGCCUGCAGAACCUCUUCAAGAGCCAAAGAAUACUCAGCCGAGUGGAGCUGAAGAGACUUUGUGAGAUCUUCACAAGGAUGUUUGCAGACCCACAUAGCAAGAGAGUGUUCAGCAUGUUCCUGGAGACUCUGGUGGACUUCAUCACAGUCCACAGGGAGGACCUGCAGGACUGGCUCUUUGUGCUGCUCACUCAGCUGCUGAAAAAGAUGGGGGCCGACCUGCUGGGCUCAGUCCAGGCCAAAGUCCAGAAGGCCCUGGAUGUCACAAGGGAGUCCUUCCCAUUCGACCAACAGUUCAACAUUCUGAUGAGGUUCAUCGUCGAUCAGACUCAGACACCUAACCUGAAGGUUAAGGUGGCCAUUUUGAAGUACAUCGAUUCCCUGGCUCGGCAGAUGGACCCGACAGACUUUGUCAACUCCAGCGAGACGCGUCUGGCCGUCUCUCGCAUCAUCACCUGGACCACUGAACCCAAAAGUUCUGAUGUCAGGAAGGCGGCCCAGGUGGUGCUGAUCGCUCUGUUUGAGCUCAACACCCCAGAGUUCACCAUGCUGCUCGGAGCUCUCCCCAAAACUUUCCAGGAUGGAGCCACCAAACUGCUGCAUAACCACCUGAAGAACUCCAGCAACACCAGCAGCAGUGUGGGGUCUCCGAGCAACACCAUUGGCCGGACGCCAACACGCCACACCCCCAGCAGAACCAGCCCUCUCACCUCUCCAACUAACUGUUCCCACGGAGGACUGUCUCCAAGUCGGUUAUGGGGUUGGGGUGUCGACGGACUGUCAAAGCAUCCCCCUGCCCCUCCUCCUCCGCCCCACUCCACCCCUGCUGCCCCCUCCAUAAGGGUCCUCCGCAGAGCAUAUUCACCGAGCAUGAUGGAGUACGACACCGAGAACAUGAACUCUGAAGAGAUCUACAGCUCGCUGCGCGGCGUCACCGAGGCCAUCCAGAGCUUCAGCUACCGGAGCCAGGAGGACCUGAAUGAGCCAAUCAGACAGGAGGGCAAGAGGGACGAUGCUGCAGGAAGAGAGGGCGUGGCGUCCUCUCCUGGCUCUGACGCCCGCCUUGGCUUAGACGUGGUGGAAGGAGGUCGUACCGCCUUAGACAACAAGACCUCACUACUCAACACACCAUCACCUCGCUCGUUCUCUGGGCCACGGAGCCGCGAGUUCGCCCCUUAUGGCUACGGAGAAACCAUCUGCACGUAUGACAAGAGCGCCAUGAAGGAGGCCGUCUUUGAUGAUGACGUGGAGCAGUUUCGAGACUGCCGACGUCAGGAAAGUGGUGAAAACAAGAUGACGCUCCCCAAGGUCUUUGCUCCCGCUGGCGGUCAGGACCACUCAGACCUGGUGGCCGACCUGCUUAAGGAACUGUCCAAUCACAACGAGCGCUCUGAGGAGCGUAAAGGCGCUCUGGUGGAGCUGCUGAAGAUCACACGAGAAGACAACAUGGCUGUGUGGGAUGAACACUUUAAAACCAUCCUUCUCCUCCUGCUGGAGACGCUGGGUGAUAAAGAUCACACCAUCCGAGCCCUGGCUCUGCGUUUGCUGAAAGAAAUCCUGAGGAACCAGCCGGCCCGCUUUAAAAACUAUGCCGAGCUAACCAUCAUGAAGACCCUGGAGGCUCACAAAGACUCUCACAAGGAGGUGGUGCGUGCAGCUGAGGAGGCGGCAUCCACCCUGGCCGGGUCCAUCCACCCGGAGCAGUGCAUCAAGGUGCUGUGUCCUAUUGUGCAGACAGCCGACUACCCCAUCAACUUGGCUGCCAUCAAGAUGCAAACCAAAGUCAUUGAACGCAUCGCCAAGGACUCCUUACUGCAGCUGCUGCCUGACAUCAUCCCCGGACUCCUACAGGGCUAUGACAACACAGAGAGCAGCGUUCGCAAGGCCAGCGUGUUCUGUCUGGUGGCUAUCUACUCUGUGAUUGGCGAGGAUCUCAAACCCCACCUGGCACUGCUCACGGGCAGCAAGAUGAAGUUACUGAACCUGUACAUCAAGCGAGCCCAGACGACCAACAGCAAUAGCAGCAGUUCCUCGGACGUCUCCUCUCACAGUUAAUGGAGGGAGGUUUCAUCUGAAAACCCUGUGGACGUCUCCUCCUCCUCCUCCUCCUCCUCCUCCUCCUCCUCCUCCUCAUCAUAACUCCAGCUCCACUGCGCUUGCCUCCUGUUCCGAGGAGAUCCUCUCAGCAACCUAUCUGUCAUUUAGUUCUCCUCCCCACGUUUCCUCUAGAAACUUUUGAAUGUAACUGUGGAUUGGGAUUUCACUGGUGGGGAGGGAAUCAACACAUUUUUGGAUUAUGGGAAAUGCACUUUCUCUUCAUCCACCUUCUGUCUAUGGCGGCUCGUCUCCCCUCGAGCCCUCACAUUUGGUAUAUUAAAGAGUUCAUACAUGAUACCGGAAAUCUUCCUGAUCAGAGUGGAGACAUUUCUGUCUGAUCGACUACAGGUUGGGAUGAAAUGUCAUUUGGCUGGCCCAGUGAUGGUGAUAAGCGUAUAACGUAUUCUGGAUUAGGAAGUUUAAAAACCAAAUAUUGUAAGGAAAAAAGAAAAUGUGUAAGGGAAAAUUAGAAAUGAGAGUUUGAAGUACUGGAUGAAUUUGUAGUUGAUCGUGGCUCAUAGAAGCCUUCACUAAAACAUUGUGACGCUCGACAAGGUAACAAGAAAAAGAGAACUGUCCGGCUACAUAAUUGACAAUCCUUCAAAUUUAGUGCAGAUCUUUCUUUUGAGAAUUUAAAAUUCACAAUCUGCCGAAUCUGUGACAUUUGACUUGUAAAUCUCUGAGGUUGCUGCUCAGUGCAGGCCGGUGUUUGAAGAGGAAGUCCUUCUGUAAAUACUGCAGAUGUUUUCCCUGCUGGGAGUUGGGAGGGAGACGAGCGUUCCGAGACAUCAAAAAGACAUUAGCGGGCCUUACUCACGUUGCACGACAGUAAUGUUAGUCGACUGGGACUGAUGUACAGCACUGUAAGUCUUGGCUCUCAAAAAAAUGUGAAUCUGCAGGAAAAGGGACCCCGGCAGUGACCUGUGAUGAUGCAAAUACAGUAUUAGUCGUUUCCUCUGAUCUCUUUCACGUAACCACACCGCUUCUGCAAUAACCCUAAAGCCACAAACAAAGGUAUUUUGUACAUACACUUUUUGACCACUGCUUCGCAAGGUUUUACAUAAUGUCAAUGAAAAGAAAAGCAAAGGGGUUGACUAUCUCUCUUUUUGCACGUAGAAAAUAUCUUGCAUGUAACCUGCAGCACAUGCCAACUUGCUGUUUUGAAGGGCCCAGGCUUUUUGGCUGUUAAAGUGCACUUGUGACAUCAUCAGAUGAAUCAUGUCUGAUUUAAUGUUUCAGUAGAGGAGAUAGUCACACAUCAGCCACACUCGUAUGUAAAAGGUACAAACGUUGACCGAAACCAUGCGUUUGGUUCAAGCUGGUAGAAAUCACACCUCUGUUUUUAGUUCAGUGUUAAGUUUAAAGAAGCUUUAAAAUGUUGGAUCUUAUGUCCAGCCAUGGAAGAUUUCCUCCAUCGGAUCAGAUGUUUGAUUGUUGGAUAUGAUUUGGUUGAUCAUGAUACUCCACUGUAGGAAGGGAUCAGACUCAUUUUGCCUUUUUAAAUUCUGUUCUCUCAUUUGCUAAACUUUAAGCAAAUGCAUCCUUACAAACGGGAGAUAUUCCUGAUUUCACCUUCAGUCCGAGUCCAUUUGGGACUCACUGUUUUUAGUUGAGUGGAGUUUCGUUCAGGGAAUCCACUGCGAGUGGGCCAAUUGUGGUUAUUUAAGUAAAUGAAUGUACAGAUUAAUGUGUUAUAAUUAGCUUUUGAAGUAUUGGUACUGGAAAUGAUUUUGUCAACACGCAGCCCUGUACACUGUAACAUGCCUGUCUGCUCUCCCUUACUGUUCUUGCUCCUGAAGUCCCUCAACACUUUCACACAUUAAUCUGUUUUGUUUUGAAGCCAAUUAAAGCGAAUGCACACAUGACAUCAGGGGAAGGUUCCCCAACCUGCAAAGGAGCAUAUGUAAUCACAUUACUGCUAUAGAAACAGACGACAUGGUAUUCCCUGCGAGCUGUUCACUAUGCAUGUUCUACAGUACACUGUCUUUCUUUUGUCUCAGUCGGUCAUGUAAUGUUCAAACCUGUAUUUAUAUAUUUUAUUUUAUUUUAUUUUGUUCUCAUGAUAAACUGUACAGAAGGUUUCUUUUGUUAACUUCCACCUGUGAUAGGUUUGCAACAAUGUAAAGAAGUUGUUUGCUCUAGAAAUAAACAGACUAAGAACUGA